Messenger RNA from Aethalodelphis obliquidens (Pacific white-sided dolphin), 3896 nucleotides. It is a transcript of the gene SLC45A3, whose product is annotated as solute carrier family 45 member 3. Gene Ontology annotation, biological process: transmembrane transport. Gene Ontology annotation, cellular component: membrane. Gene Ontology annotation, molecular function: sucrose:proton symporter activity. The transcript is spliced from 4 exons. NCBI's taxonomy places the organism in Eukaryota, Metazoa, Chordata, Mammalia, Artiodactyla, Delphinidae. The coding region runs from base 897 to 2558 and encodes 553 amino acids. The record is from RefSeq and is a predicted model, not a curated record.
UCCCAGACCAGGGCACGAACCCGUGUCCCCUGCAUCGGCAGGCGGACUCUCAACCACUGCGCCACCAGGGAAGCCUGGGGAGCGCUUUUUAAGUGGUUUCAGUGAGAGGUUAAAACCCAACCCGACGAACCACAGCCUCUCUGGUCUUCCUCCUUGCCCUCGUCCUUGGGGUGGAGUUAUGGUGCAGCAUGGCUUGUGGCCAGGUAGUAUGGAAGAGGAAGUGUGACUCUUAACGAAGGGGAAUUGAACAGCCCAGCUUUGGGAAGUAGAGAGAGAAAAGCGAACAAACCAGGCCUGGCAGAGGGCCUCCAGGGGGCACCUUGGUAAACAGUGCCUCGGGAACUGGGAAUUCAGUUGGUUUGAUUUUUUUUUUUUCCUUCAAUACUAGGAAACAAGGGCAAUUGCAAAGAUAUUCCAAAACAGAGAAUUACUGACAUCUAGUUGGCUCUGGAGUGUACUGAGGUUUAAAAAUCAUAUUUACCUUAUGAAUAUGUCAACCUUAGGCUAGUAUUAACAUGCACUUCCUGAUUGGCCAGUAGGGAGUGACACCUGGGUAGCAGGGCCACACCAUCAGCCCGGGAGUGAACAAGAUUCAGAAUUCAGAGCAAAUCCUGGAGAUCAGAUUCACGGGAAUCUCUGUGUGUGUGAUUGUCCCAGCUCUUUUAGGAUCUGAGUGUUGAGUUAUGUCCCCACCGAGGCACCCCACGACGACAGACAGGCGGUUAGCAUGGCUGAGAAACUAGACCUGCACGGAGGGCCCGCAGAAAUGGGUUUCUGGCUGAGUCCUACGCGGUCGGUGGCAGCGAGGAGGAGAGGCCUAGGCGUCUGGAGCAAGGCUGAGAUGGAGCAGUCCUGGAGUGUGUGAACAGGCCAGAGCCCUACCCGCCUGGCGCAUCAUGGUCCAGAGGCUGGGGGUGAGCCGCCUGCUGCGGCAUCGGAAAGCCCAGCUCCUGCUGGUCAACCUGCUGACCUUCGGCCUGGAGGUGUGCCUGGCUGCGGGUAUCACCUACGUGCCACCCCUGCUGUUGGAAGUGGGGGUAGAGGAGAAGUUCAUGACCAUGGUGCUGGGCAUCGGUCCGGUGCUGGGUCUGGUCUCGGUCCCGCUCCUAGGCUCGGCCAGCGACCACUGGCGUGGGCGCUAUGGUCGCCGGAGGCCCUUCAUCUGGGCCCUGUCCCUGGGCGUCCUGCUGAGCCUCCUCCUCAUCCCGAGGGCCGGCCGGCUGGCGGGGCUGCUGUGCCCGGACACCAGGCCCCUGGAGCUGGCGCUGCUGAUCCUGGGCGUGGGGCUGCUGGACUUCUGUGGCCAGGUGUGCUUCACGCCGCUGGAGGCCCUCCUCUCUGACCUCUUCCGGGACCCAGACCACUGUCGCCAGGCGUUCUCCGUCUACGCCUUCAUGAUCAGCCUGGGGGGCUGCCUGGGCUACCUUCUGCCUGCCAUCGACUGGGAUGCCAGUGCCCUGGCCCCCUACCUGGGCACCCAGGAAGAGUGCCUCUUCGGCCUGCUCGCCCUCAUCUUCCUCACGUGCGUGGCAGCCACACUGUUUGUGGCUGAGGAGGCAGCGCUGGGCCCAGCCGAGCCCGUGGAAGGGCUGUCGGUCCCGUCUGUCCCACCCCACUGCUGCCCGUGCCACGCCCGCCUGGCUUUCUGGAACCUGCGCGCCCUCUUUCCCCGGCUGCACCAGCUCUGUUGCCGCAUGCCUCGCACCCUACGCCGACUCUUCGUGGCCGAGCUGUGCAGUUGGAUGGCAUUCAUGACCUUCACACUGUUUUACACAGACUUUGUGGGCGAGGGGCUAUACCAGGGUGUGCCCAGGGCUGAGCCAGGCACCGAGGCCCGGAGACACUAUGAUGAAGGGGUCCGGAUGGGCAGCCUGGGGCUGUUCCUGCAGUGUGCUAUCUCCCUGCUCUUCUCUCUGGUCAUGGACCGGCUGGUGCAGCGAUUCGGCACCCGGGCAGUCUAUCUGGCCAGCGUUGUGGCUUUCCCCGUGGCUGCCGGCGCCACGUGCCUGUCCCGCAGCGUGGUGGUGGUGACCGCUUCAGCUGCCCUCACUGGGUUCACCUUCUCUGCCCUGCAGAUCCUGCCGUACACGCUAGCGUCCCUCUACCACCGGGAGAAGCAGGUUUUCCUGCCCAAAUACCGCGGAGAUGAUGGAGGUGGUACCAGUGAGGACAGCCUGAUGACCAGCUUCUCGCCGGGCCCUAAGGCCGGAUCUCCCUUCCCCAAUGGACUCGCGGGUGCUGGAGGCAGCGGCCUGCUCCCUCCUCCACCUGCACUCUGCGGGGCCUCUGCCUGCGAUGUCUCCAUGCGUGCAGUGGUGGGCGAGCCACCGGAGGCCAGGGUUGUUCCGGGCCGAGGCAUCUGCCUGGACCUUGCCGUCCUGGACAGUGCCUUCCUGCUGUCCCAGGUGGCCCCGUCUCUGUUUAUGGGCUCCAUUGUUCAGCUCAGCCAGUCUGUCACUGCCUAUAUGGUGUCGGCUGCAGGUCUGGGUCUGGUUGCCAUUUACUUUGUCACACAGGUGGUAUUUGACAAGAGCGACUUGGCCAAAUACUCUGUGUAGAGUACUUCCAACCCAUUGAGGGAGGACCUGCCUCACUGGGUCCCAGCUCUCCCUAUUCCAGUCCCCCGUUGGCGGUGGGGCUGUGGGCUGGCCUUCCAGUUUCUAUUGCUGCCAAAGUGGUGUGGCUCUCUGCUGCCGCCCUGUGGCAGUGAGGUGUAUAGCUGCACAAGUAGGGGACUGGGGCUUCUUCCCUCCCACCUCUCCUCAGUCUUUAGGGCUGGCUGACUGGAAGCUCUCCAGCAGGCUUCAGUCUGGACUUCCACAAGGAAAGAAGGGCAGGGCAUUUAAUUAACUCUGUGCACUGGAAUGCAGGACUCUGCCGGGGGAUCACCCAGGCUCAGGGUUAACAGCUAGUGUCCUGGUUGAGAAAUACCCAGAGAAGGGAUUUGGGGAGCUGAGUAAACUCAGCCACCUCGUCUCCUGCAACCAAGACCUCUUAUCCCAUAGGUUCUCCCAGUGUCGCUCUUGCAUGGGUGUUUGUGAUGUGAAACGGCUCCUCUACAGGAUUUGAAAGUAUGAAAGUUAUUGGGGGACGCGGUCCCGAGGGGAGAAGGGAAGCUGCCUAACCCCACAGCGCCACCUCUCUCCUGUUCCCCCUCCCCUGCAUUUUAUUAGGACUUGGCUUGUUGGCCCCUGUGUUGCCAUCACAGGGACACGGGUUUUUAAAUAAUUAACUUAUUUAUUUAAGUAGAAGGGGAAUCGAUGUGUUUAGGGGUUGGGUAGGAUGAGAUCCCUAAUGACUAGGUCCCCUGAGACGAUUGGUUAUUGGGCUGAGAAUUGUCAGAAUCUCCUUCUCCUGGAGUGAUUGGUCUGGCCCCAGAACUGCCUAACCCUGAGCCUGGAAGCUCUGCUUACCCCAACUGAUAUCCCAAAUCCUGUUACCCAAGGCGGGGAGGGCUGGGGAAAUGUGAAGGGUGGGGCUUCAGGUCUCAGCAGCCUCCGUAGCCUCACCUCCCCUCUUGGCCCUGCCGUCCCCCCCAGCUCCCCUCUGCUCCCUCUAGGACUGGGCUGAUGAAGGAGCUGCCCAACCCCACCUUUCCCCACUGGCUCCACAGCCCUCUCCUUGGGGCUGUUUUAGGACCAGAAGCACAGAGUGUGGCUCCUUGAACCUUUAUCCGUCUCAGCCCCCAGGGCAUAUCUGUGCUUGGGGAAUCUAGCACAGAAACUCAGGAGCACCCCCUGCCUGGGCUAAGGAGGUCUUAUCUCCGGGGGCUUUAAGUGCCGUUUGCAAUAAUGUUAUGUCUUAUUUAUUUAGUGGAGUAAAUAUUUUAUACUGUAUGUGAGCAAUCAGAGUAUAAUGUUUAUGGUGAUGAAAUUAAAGCCUUCUUAUAUGUUUAA